GUAAGAGUAUGCGAUACAUCGUCAGAAGCACGCGCUCUCGUCGAACAAGAACUUCUAGCCACGCCAGACCUUCAAGCCCAGACACCCACCGGCGCCAAACGAAACCGCUACGCCAUGUGCAAGCACUGCAAAGAAGGAUUCGACGUCACUGCAAANCAAAAGGAUAGUUGUCGAUACCAUUCAAGCGAACUUUUUGUCGAUUGGGAUAGCGAAAUUUGGUAUGAUCAUUUGGAAGAUCGCGAUGGUGCCAUCGAUACGGAUCUUGCGGGCGAAUAUCCUGAAGGCUUUCAUUGGGAGCGCUGUGAGAGGAGAGGAGACCAAGAUGGAUGUACUGUUGAUGANAUUUUUGUGCCGGAGAUUAAGAAGAUGAGG
This is a messenger RNA of Aureobasidium vineae, 372 nucleotides long. The record is from the annotation of a GenBank genome assembly. Lineage: Eukaryota; Fungi; Ascomycota; Dothideomycetes; Dothideales; Saccotheciaceae.